CGAAAAGUACCAUCUCGAUUAAGCUCUUUGGUGAUGGACUACCGGCAUGCCUAAAAUUGAGUCGGCUAUCAAUCUGCUCCUGCAGGAAGCAGAGGAUCUGUGCAUUGGCACCAGAGUGGUGGAGCUCGACCGGGUGCCCACUGCCUUGGAGUUCUGCCGGGAGUUCUACGGCAAGAACCAGCCGGUCGUCAUUCGCAAAGCACUUUCGUGGCCGGCGAUCGGAAAGUGGACUCCGGAGUACCUGGUCAAAGCCCUCAAUGACAAGAUUGUGGACGUAGCCAUAACCCCAAACGGGUACGCCGACGGCCUGGCUUGUCAGGAUGGCAAGGAGUACUUCGUGCUGCCUAUGGAAACAAAGAUGAAACUCUCACAGGUGAUCCACCGUCUUGACGAUCCCAUGGGCCCCGUGCACUACAUUCAGAAACAGAACUCGAACCUCAGCCAGGACCUGCCCGAACUAGCCAAGGACCUGCGGAUCAGUGACCUCGACUUCGCCCAGCAGUCCUUCAACAAACCACCUGAUGCGGUUAAUUUUUGGCUGGGAGAUGAGCGUGCCGUGACCUCCAUGCACAAAGAUCCGUACGAGAACCUUUACUGUGUUGUAUCCGGACACAAGGACUUUAUCCUGAUUCCCCCACAUCAGCUGAGCUGUGUGCCCCGAAGCUUGUAUCCCACUGGCGUCUACCGCACCACUGACAAUGGACAAUUCUCCAUAGAGCCAUUUAGGGACGAGGACGGCUGCGAACAGCUCACAGAGUGGGUCAGCAUAGACCCCCUAGCGCCAGACCUAGCUCGGUUCCCAGAGUACUCCCGCGCCAGGCCCCUGCACGUGCGGGUCAACGCAGGGGACAUCCUUUACCUGCCCAACUACUGGUUCCACCACGUGCGCCAGAGUCACAAGUGCAUUGCCGUCAACUUUUGGUACGAUCUCGACUACGACAGUCGGUACUGCUACUUCCGUAUGCUGGAGGAGCUUACCAGCAAGACCAGCUAGGAACUGCCUAUAUUAAA
This is a messenger RNA of Drosophila bipectinata, 1011 nucleotides long. RefSeq names its product Jumonji domain containing 7 (gene JMJD7). The record is from RefSeq and is a predicted model, not a curated record. Lineage: Eukaryota; Metazoa; Arthropoda; Insecta; Diptera; Drosophilidae. Gene Ontology annotation, molecular function: 2-oxoglutarate-dependent dioxygenase activity.